Molecule: messenger RNA, 3685 nt
Organism: Dicrocoelium dendriticum
Lineage: Eukaryota; Metazoa; Platyhelminthes; Trematoda; Plagiorchiida; Dicrocoeliidae
Source: the annotation of a GenBank genome assembly
GAUUUGCCUCUUUAACAUAAACCCAUUCAGCUGUUGGGAACUCGUUCUUACAUAGACGAAGACGCUCAACCGCGUCGCUUCGCAUUCGAGCCACGCACAUUGGACGUCUCUUUGGCAAUGUUGGAUAUAUCCAAUCCGACCGAUGUCCUUUACUCUUCUACGCGUCUGACUCCAAUUCUGGAAAGCAGCAAUUCCCUGUACUCUUUGGUAAUCGAUGAGCUGACUGCAAAUACGGUGUACGAUGUGCAAAUUCGAUCCAUGUAUCAGACUUCGAUGUUGCCGCAUAACGUGGAUCAAUCGGCACCGGUUGCCAGAACAAGCUGUCAGACAAUGAUGUUACCCCCUUCUCAUGUUCCGGUCCCGAUACCAGUUGCGACGAAACCCCGAACAGGCCAAGUGGUAGUGCGCGUGUUUCGAGUCAGUGAAAUUCUCGGUCGGAUCCGCCGAUACUAUCUCAUUCUGAGCAAAACCUCCUCCUUGGUGGACUUUUCAGUGAGACCAAUAGCCCAAGAAUCCUACUGGCAGAACACGUUUCAACAGAACUGGGACCCAGACUCUUUUGUUGCAGCUGAAUACAGCCAAGAAGUCUUCAGUGAACCACAAAUGGAGUUACUUUUGAGUAGUCCAAGUUAUUCACGCCUGAAACGGUGCACGGGAGUUAAAAGUACGAACAAUGGAUCUGUGACUCGUCAUCGCCCUGGCCGAUCUAGCGAUUUACCAGCGUCAGACCCGAACAUCCUUGUCUAUGGGCGUCACCUGAUGCCUCACCAGGAGUACAAGGCCUUUGUACUGGCAUGCAUCUACCCCAAUACCGAUUGCAGUUCAAAACCGCGCGAUGACGUGUUUUCAGCCGAACAGAAUUUCGCCCAGAGUGAUCUGCCAAAUAAAGCCGGACCGGUUGAUGGCGUCGAGAUGAUUGAUUCAAACGCCAGGUUGUGCACCUCAAGCGACUGGUCUGUUGGCUUUAGCCCACAUAAACUUAUAACGUAUGAGGACCACACAGAAACAGGGACACAAGAGCCGAGUGAGGAGCCGUUUGGUCCGGUCGCGCGCCCUAAAAUCCAGCUCGGAGGACAUGCGGACACAUUCACCGUGGCGCUGACCGCGCUGAUCGUGGGACUGGGAAUCGUGGCCAUCAUUUGCAUAGCGGUUGGAUGCAUCAUGCGGCAGCGAAGAUCGAAGACUCUUCGGAAUAACAUGACCAUAUCCCUUGCAAGCGUGGACAACUCACUGAAAACUCCGCUAGCGAACCCUAAGACUGCCAACUUCAGUGAGAACAACGGUAAAAUCGAACAACUACAAACAAAGCCUCUCGCAACUGCAAGUCCAUCUCAGUCAAUCCUUGGAGUUUCACAUUCAAAUUGCAACACCCCCGUGAAAAUCCGUUCCGCCAUCUCCAUCACCCAGUUGCCAGAGCACGUGACAAUGCUCAAAAUGAACAGUGGUUUGGAAAUGUCGGAGGAGUACGAAAGCAUUGAAGCAGGAGCUGGAAUGACCUGGAUUCAUGCGAAUAUGGAGGAGAAUCGACCGAAAAAUCGAUAUGCCAAUGUGGUGGCCUACGAUCAUUCCAGAGUGAUUCUGAAUGAGAUCAAAGGUGUUCCAGGAUCCGAUUACAUCAACGCAAACUACAUAGACGGAUACCAGCGUCAAAAGGCCUACAUUGCCACGCAGGGUCCACUGCCGGAAACCUUUUACGAUUUUUGGCGUAUGGUAUGGGAACAAAACACACACAUCAUUGUCAUGAUGACGCGGUUGGAAGAGCGCGCGCGAGUGAAAUGUGAUCAAUAUUGGCCCACCCGAGGAACAGAAACGUACAGUAUGCCUCAGGGAGAACAACCCAUGCUGGACGCAGCAUGUAGCUACACCGUCUCUAUCAAAGACACUCAGGAGUUUGCUUAUUACACCCUACGCACCUUUAUCUUGAAACGGAAUGAUCUCAAUUUGGACACCGAAGUACAAGCGCAGCAACGACAGCAAUUGUACAGGACGCCGAAUCCAAACGAACGUCAACGCGAUGUUAAAGAGGUGAAACAUUUUCAGUUCACCGCCUGGCCAGAUUAUGGAACGCCGGAUCACGCGCAACCUCUGCUGCUAUUUAUUCGCCGUGUGUCCCAAGUACGGUCGCAAAUACUGCACCAUUUGCAGCAAGAACGGAUAGCUAAUGGAGAUUCGUUCAACGGUGCAGAGCACUCCAGACAACACCACAGCGAGAUGGGUCCAACCAUUGUGCACUGUUCCGCCGGAGUGGGUCGGACAGGUGCAUUCGUGGUUAUCGACUCACAGCUGGAACGAUUGCAACAUGAAAAAUCAAUUGACAUUUUCGGUUCCGUUGGCCGUAUGCGCAACCAGAGGAACUUUAUGAUACAAACAGAGGAGCAAUACACUUUCUUAUAUGACGUGUUCGUGGAGGCGGUCACAGUAUACGGAACAGAGGUAACGGCGCAUGGUUUGUACAAUCACGUACUAAAGCUGCGCCAAACCGCUCCGAGUAAUCUCAUGGCACACAAAAGAAUGAUGGAGAAUGGCGUGCAAGACGGUAGCAUGAAAGAAUUAUCCAUGGGGUUCGGUCAGUCCGGGUUGGAUUUGGAAUUCAAGAGGCUGUCGGAAAAUCUCGUGAGCAGCAAACAGUUCAGUUCGGCGCUGCUCCCGGAAAAUCGACUGAAGAACCGCACGGCGGACAUCCUACCUUACGAGUAUAAUCGUGUUUGCCUACCGGUGAUACGAGGACUAGCGGGAUCUGACUACGUCAAUGCCAAUUUCAUAGACGGAUACCGGAAGAAGCACGCUUACAUAGCCACGCAAACUCCUCUGCUAAACACGGUCGACGACUUCUGGCGUAUGAUGUGGGAACAGGGCUCCCCGAUCAUCGUUGUGUUAGGCGACUCUUCCACUAGCGGAAAUAUUCCACCGGGAUCACAACAAGAUGCUUACUGGCCGACGGAACGUUCAACUAGGUACCAACAUUUAUUGGUAGAGCCAAUGGUUGAAUACAAUAUGCCCCAUUUUAUACUCCGAGAGUUCCGACUCACAGAUACGAGGGACGGUCAAUCGCGUACUCUGAGACAGUUUCAGUUGCACGGGUGGCCGCAAGAUGUCGUUGUCCCAAGGUCAGCAGAAGCGAUUAUCGAUCUCAUCGGACAAGUCCACAAAACAAUGGCUCAAUUUGGACAGGAAGGCCCGAUCACAGUGCAUUGCAACUCCGGAUCUGGGCGGACAGCCGUGUUCAUCGGUCUCAGUUUGCUUCUUGAGCGAAUGCGAUGCGAGGGAAUGGUGGAUGUGUUCCUGACGACGCGAAUGCUACGCACUCAGCGGAUGGGAAUGAUCCAAACCACGGAUCAGUACGCAUUUUGUUACGCGGCCACGCUGGAAUACCUCGCGUCGUUCGACCAUUACACCAGCCAGUAACUCUUGCGCCAUCCUGUCCGAACUCCGUCCCGAUGACAGAGUCAAUCGAGAACACUGCGGAUACCCGAAACGCUCCGGUGUGUGUGCAUAGGCGCUUUGUAUGUUGUGUAUUACAGUUGCAUUGUACACUUACUACAUUUCAAUCCCAUCCACGGCUAAACACAGAAGACAAGAUGAUGAGGAAGAGUUGAAGUACUACUAAACUGUAUUGGUCUGCUGGAAACUAUGUGGUGUGUAGUAGAACCUGCGAUGUAUCUAUGAAAGAGAAAUUUUUACAGUU